Messenger RNA from Trichoderma gamsii, 804 nucleotides. Its product is annotated as pyridoxamine 5'-phosphate oxidase. The coding region runs from base 1 to 804 and encodes 267 amino acids. The record is from RefSeq and is a predicted model, not a curated record. NCBI's taxonomy places the organism in Eukaryota, Fungi, Ascomycota, Sordariomycetes, Hypocreales, Hypocreaceae. Gene Ontology annotation, biological process: pyridoxine biosynthetic process. The transcript has a single exon. Gene Ontology annotation, molecular function: pyridoxamine phosphate oxidase activity; FMN binding.
AUGACAAUCUCCAAAACAGUCGCCCCCGCAGGCCACAACCCCCACGGCCAAGCCCCCCAAUUCACCCUCUCCCAGCUACACCUCCACGACCUCAACCCAACGUCGCCCAUCCCCCAAUUCCACGCCUGGUUCUCCCUCGCCCAGCGCACGCCGUCCAUCUCCCAGCCCGAGGCCUGCACCCUCUCCACCGCCGAGCUGCCCUCGGGCCGCGUGUCCUCGCGCGUCGUCUACCUCAAGGAGCUCGACGCCCACGGCUUCGUCAUGUACACCAACCUCGGCACCUCGCGCAAGGCCCGCGACCUGGCCACCAACCCGCACGCCAGCCUCGUGUUUUAUUGGCCGCCGCUGCAGCGCCAGGUCCGCGUCGAAGGGAUUACGGAGACGAACUCGCGCGAGGAGAGCCAGACGUAUUUCGAUACGCGCGUGAGGGGCAGCAGGAUCGGUGCGUGGGCGAGCAAGCAGUCCGUGGUGCUGACGCCAAAGUCGAAGAAAGUGAAUGGUGGACUUGAAAAGACGAAGGAGGCCGAGGCCGAAUCAGCAGUAGCUACGUCAGAUGGCGAGGAAGAGAAAGAAGAUGACGGAAGAGCCGAGCUGGAGGGCUGGGUCAAAGACGUCGAGGAGCGCUUCAAGGACCAGGACAAGAUCCCCGUGCCCGACUUCUGGGGCGGACUCCGCCUGGUGCCGCAGCGAGUUGAGUUCUGGCAGGGCCGUGAGAGCAGGCUGCACGAUCGCUUCGUGUACGAGUGGGAGGAGGGCAAGGAUGGCAAAGAGGGGCGAUGGCGACUGGAGAGGUUGAGUCCCUGA